Molecule: messenger RNA, 306 nt
Organism: Anisakis simplex (herring worm)
Lineage: Eukaryota; Metazoa; Nematoda; Chromadorea; Rhabditida; Anisakidae
Source: the annotation of a GenBank genome assembly
AUGCUCUCGGCCUCAACCAAACACUCCUUGGGAUCGUCUGAACGAUUUGAAGCGGAUAGACGAGCUGAGAGCCAGUAUCAGGAAGUAUCAGGAGACAAUACAGAUGCCAGACUCUAUAAAAGUCCGCAAAACUGCCCGAAAGGGCUGCAUUUCCCGAGAGAAGAAUCUCGAGGGCUUCUUGAAGGGAAGCUGUGCAGCUCUGGAAUGGUUGCUAGACAGCUCAAAUGGGCUACUUUUAUACUCAUCAAGUCUGAUGGUACCGAGGCGCCAUCGAAGGUGGGGCAUUCAUCAUUUGUUUUGUUUUGA